This is a messenger RNA of Neurospora tetraspora, 498 nucleotides long. RefSeq lists its product as uncharacterized. Lineage: Eukaryota; Fungi; Ascomycota; Sordariomycetes; Sordariales; Sordariaceae. The transcript has a single exon. The record is from RefSeq and is a predicted model, not a curated record. Bases 127 to 399 code for a protein of 90 amino acids.
UAUCACGAGGUGGUUGGAUGAUGAUGAUGAUUGGCGUUAUUUCCGAUGGCAUUUGAGUGAGGUCAAAAAGCAGAGUACAGCAGCAAGAAGCGAGAAAUUAUGCAUACUGGUCUUUUCUGAAAUCUCAUGUCUACGUUUCUACUAUUUCGGUUGAUGGGUAUUAUGUCUGUUCUUUGCGUUUUGUGCAUCAAGUGUACCUCGAUGACGGUUUGCAUUAGUUCGAACUUGGUUUAUUCAAGUCAUGGGAAACUAGAAUGUCUUCCCGUGUUAUUAUGCCUGUUGGCAUUCAGUAGCUGGCUACCAAUCCUUCUAUUAUAUCUAUCUCAUUGCCCACAUACCUGCACACGCGUGAUCCUAAAAUAUUGUGUGAUCCCCAUAGUGAACAUGGGGGCACCUUAACUCCGGCAACUGAUUGCUAUGUACCCAGAUGUAUCCAAGGAACCGGGAAGGGUGAUUUGCGCAUGUCGGAGGGUUUCGGUUUGUGUCGUUCAAACUCGC